UGUUGGGGAGUCUGAAUGUUCCACCCUGGGACGGUCCGGCCCAGAGUUGGGGCUGCUCCUGACGCCGCGCUUCCCAGUCUCCAGCCCGGCCCGGCCCAGCCCGGGGCCAGCACUGGUCCAUUGCAAUCCAACCAGGAUCCCGAAGUUAUAAGACUGCGCUGUAUUUACCAGGAAGAAAAAUCUUCAAAACACACUGAGACCCACUGAGUGAAGCGGAGCUGGGCUUUAAAUGAGGGUAAUCAUGACAUCGUGAGUGUGAAAUUGGAUUCUGACCUAGAGAACACAAUUGGGAAGAUUGACAAAAUGGUAGACCACCUGGUGAACACAGAAAUCAACAGCCAGAGAAUCGCAGCCGUGGAGAGUUGCUUUGGAGCAUCAGGGCAGCCUCUGGCAUUACCAGGCCGGGUGCUCCUUGGUGAGGGCAUCCUGACUAAAGAGUGCCGCAAGAAAGCCAAGCCACGAAUCUUCUUCCUUUUUAACGACAUUCUGGUCUAUGGCAGCAUCGUGAUCAACAAACGCAAGUAUAGCAGCCAGCACAUCAUCCCUCUUGAGGAGGUAACCCUGGAGACCCUCCCCAACACCUGGAAUGCCAAGAACCGCUGGAUGAUCAAGACGUCCAAGAAGUCAUUUGUGGUGGCAGCUGCCUCCGUGACGGAGCGUGAAGAGUGGAUCAGGCACAUCGAGGAAUGUGUGAGGCGCCAGUUGCAGGCCACAGGUCUCCCUCCCAUCACCGAGCAUGCUGCCCCCUGGAUACCAGACAAAGCCACAGACAUCUGCAUGCGCUGCACCCACACCAAGUUCUCCGCCCUCACCCGGCGGCAUCACUGUCGCAAGUGUGGCUUCGUAGUCUGUGGGGACUGCUCCCGAGAACGCUUCCUCAUGCCCCGCCUUUCAUCCAAGCCCCUUCGAGUCUGUGGCCUUUGCUAUCGUGAGCUGGUAGCAGAGAAGCGGAAAGAAGAGGAGGGGGAUGCAGAGGAGGAAGGGCAGGGGCAACCCCAGCAGGACCUUGCUCACUCACGGGGGACAACCUAUGGGGCAUCCAGUGGCGAGGAUGAAAGUGACAAGUCAGAUGAGGAGAAGGAUGGGGGCUCAGCAGGUUCCUGGCCUACAGGGUUGGAGUUCUAUGCCUCUGGGGUUAAAUGGUCAUCCUUCCACAGCUAACCUUUGUCCAGAAACCAUUUGGGCAUCUGGUUUGAAGGGGACAGGGCUCCUUUUCUCUACAGAAGUAUGAGGUCCGGUUGUCCCUGUUUGUCCAGACUUCUUUGGUAAGGGCUUGGAAAUUGGACACUACAGGACAGGUUAGAAUAGAUUCUGAAUUCUGUCCACAGAGCCCCAUUGUGCUGCUAUAUAGGCAAGGAGUGAGGCAGUGGGGAGAAAAAAAAAAAAGCCCUCCCAGUGCCCAUCCUCUAAGAGACCUGCUCCCAUUGUUCAAGCUCUUCGCAUUUAGCUGGAUGGGAAACCAGGGUGUAUUAGGAACUUCCCACCACCAUAGGCUCAGGCUACAGCCUCCACCUCUCAUCCAGCUGAGCUAGGGGAGCAUGAUGCAAAAGACUUUCCGAACCUGAGAUAGGGGGAGGCCCAGAGGAGACUGACGGGGAGCAAGUAUUUUGUUCUUUUUUUGGAGCUCCAGCCCAUGAUCAUCUAUAUCCAAAAGAACCAGCUGUCCCAAGGACAACCCACUUCCCUGUUUACUCUCCCCCUCCCACUUCUCAGCAUUGGCUAUGCAGACCCCUAACUCCUCUGGUCUGAGUUCUCUGCCCUUCCCCAGCAACACCACUGCUGCAAGUGUGGCUUCCCAGUGUGUAGGAACUGAUCAGAAACUUUUCCUCAUGUUCGGGCACCAUGCUGGGAGGGGCCUAAGACACCAGUGUAGAUCCCAAGAAGCCUGGUGACACCUGAAACCAGAUGCGCAGAGAUUGCCGAGGUGCCACUUGAUUAGAAAACCUGCAACCCGGAGAGGCCAGAGAUAUCUUGGUCAGUCCUAUCCCUUGGGUGUACAUCUGGACCUGAUAGUGAUCUCUCCAACCUGAAGGGCAUUGCAACACUGAAAAAGCCACAUUGCUAUAGUCUAGAAAAGUAUAAAAGGGUAGGGGCAGCCCUGAAGGAGCUCAGAGGGAAACUGGAUCAAUGUUGACAUGACUGUGGUACUUCCUGUAUGUUGUAUCAGCCCAAAUGUUCAAAGUCCAUAAUAAUCACAAUGCAUCUCAUAUCUC
Molecule: messenger RNA, 2213 nt
Organism: Trichosurus vulpecula (common brushtail)
Lineage: Eukaryota; Metazoa; Chordata; Mammalia; Diprotodontia; Phalangeridae
Gene: PLEKHF1
Product: pleckstrin homology and FYVE domain containing 1
Exons: 3
Coding region: 304-1161 (285 amino acids)
Molecular function (GO): phosphatidylinositol binding; metal ion binding
Source: RefSeq, a predicted model, not a curated record